Caenorhabditis auriculariae is the source of this 997-nucleotide messenger RNA. NCBI's taxonomy places the organism in Eukaryota, Metazoa, Nematoda, Chromadorea, Rhabditida, Rhabditidae. The record is from the annotation of a GenBank genome assembly.
AUGUCCCUGCACCAAGGCCUUUUGGUGUGCGCGCUCUUUGCCUUGGCCGCCGUCGAGGCUCGUCACGGAGCUCAUGGCGCGAAGUUCCCGCCGUUCCUGGCGAAUGUCAGCGACGCGGCUCGUCGUGACUUCUUCACCAUCAGUCGCAACCCGAACCUCACCAUCAGCCAGGAAGAGACGCAGCUCAGCGCCUGGGCCAGCACUAAUGGAGUUGUGGUCAGUUUUCAACGGGAUUUUUCUAAUUUUAUGUGGAUUUCCGUAAUAAUAUAUAUAGAGGAAGAGUUUGAUGAAAGUUUACAAAAAAAGAACAUUCCUAGCUUUGGAAAAAAACUGUUUGAAAGCCACUUUUUCCUGUAAAUGUGUCAGAAGCUAGAACUCCUAAGAUUCGAUCCUCAAAGUGGUUUUUCUUACAGGAUACUUACAAUCAGUUCAUCGCCAACGUGACCGCCCGUCAGACUCAACUGUCGCAGAACGUGAGCGCCGUCAUCGGAAACCUGGCGGCCGCCAAACAGGCCGUCGAUGCCGUCAUGAACAACAAGGAGCAGACUCGCGCCCAGCAGAGAGCCACCAUCGAGGAGCUCCGAACGCGUUUUCCUCAGGUUAGUUGGUAUUCUGCAAUUUUGAAGCUACAGAAAUACUUUAUAACUUUGGGGUGAUAUUGAGAAUCAUUAAUUUCUUUUUAAUCUUCAAUGAUACGACUCAGAAAGUCCAUCAAAGAACUCGAGAUUGAGCUCGAAAACCAAAAACAUCUUCAAAAAAAAAAAUUUUGAGCUUAAGAAAAAUUUUUUGGGGCAAUUUUAAAUCAUAACUGGAAAUUAGCGUAUUUCACGGAUCUUCCCAGGAAAUCCCGACGCUUUUCUUCAUCGGAAAGGUGCUCGACGGGCCAAAAUCCCACGAAAACCACGGACCUCGCGGAGGUCCAGGCGGUCAUGGAGGUCAUGGGCGUCCGGAAGGUCGUCCUGAUGGUCCGCGUGGCGGGCAUGGAAGAAACUACUGA